AUGGACACACAGGCAGGUGGCCAGCCACAUUUGGAGGUUGCACUGCCUAAACAACCUCCACCAAACAUUGCACAAACAUCAGGGAACACAAAUAAUAACAAACAUCCGAUGGAUUACUCCAAAUUUCUGAAACCUUGCACUUUAAAUGCUACAAUGCAGGAGCAACAGGAAGUUGAGCCAAUUCCUAUUCGUCCACCUACAAUACUGAAUGGAGAACAUGUUAUUCAGUGUACAGAAGCAGAAGUAGAAAGGAUGGAGAUCAUCGAAGGAUUACAAUAUGCAAUAGUUGGUAAAUGUUCUUAUGGAAGCCCAGAAAUUCAACAAUUGCGGCAUGAUCAAUUUGAAUGUUGGAGGAUACACCCUGAACUAUAUGUGGAGAAGGAUAAGUACAAACAAGCAGAUACAACUAAGAAACAGGACAUAGGGAACUCACAGCCUAUAAUGAUGUUAUCUAGUGGAAAGAUCGUGGGUAAUGUUAAUGUUACAACAAAAGAGCAAUGGAAGGAAGUGAAGGACAACAGAGUUAGAAAUGUAGUAAAUCAAAAUACUAGUCUCACUAAUAAUGAAAUGAAGAUGACCCCAACCAAACAGUUUGAAAAAAAUAAGAACAAGGAGGGUACAAGCAAUAUAGAGAGACAAGUAGAAGUACAAAGCAAAAGUGUUAGGGAGUUGGUGGCAGUAGACAAUGAAGAUAAUGAUCAUGUUCAAAUAGCCAACAAGUUUGCAAUAUUACAAGGGAUGGAGGAAGAGGAAGAACCUGUUAAUCAAUUGGCAAUGGUGGCAGCUAAUGUAGCAACAAAUAGUUCAGCACUUCAUAACCAAGCAUCUAGAAAGCAAAAAUCAAAAAAUAUGGUCAAUAAUUGGGGAAAGUUAAAUCCAGCAGCACAAGCUUUUCAACUAUACUCAUCGGGGACUAAUUUGACUAAUGCUCUAGUCAAUGGAAUGGAGGCAGCAAAAUCAAAAAACGAUACUGCACAAUGGGUAGAAAGAACCUUCAAGGAUAAGACAGGAGAAGGAAUAGUGAAGAUCAAUAAACCAUGCCAGGAAAUCCCUUCAAAAGAUACAUUAGUGAACAAGGUUCUUAAUAAAAAUCCAAAUACUCAAGAAGAAGGUUCAAAAUCGUCUACAUUUAAAGAAAAAGUGCAAGAUUGUGGAGGCAGACUAUGGGAGGCACAAAUGGAAUACGAUUCAGAGGAGAACGAAGUACCAUUAGGAGCACAAGAUGAUGAGGAACCCAAUGAGAAUGACAAAGAAGAAGAGGAGCAAAGUGUAAAUGGAGAGAUUCAUCCCAAUGACGACAAUCCAACUGAAGUCACAGAAAUUAGUAACAAUGAAGGAAGAGGCCCAGAGGUAAAUGAUCCUGGAGGAACAGAAGAUGAUCAACUUCAGAAAUCACAAGAAGAAUCACAAGGACACAACAAAACAGAGAAGGAGAAACAACCAAAACAAAAAGAAGAAAUAGUAAAUAUUACUAUUACAUUGGAGAAAAACCAGUUGCAGCUAUUAAAAAAAGUUGAAGAGAAAGCCUUGGUCCUUAAAAAUAAUGCAUUUGGAGCUACAUCAGGAGGGAAGGAAGACAAUGAAGAGGGAGAAGAACCUGGUAAAACAGGAUACGACAUGGAUCAAGAAUCAACUACCCAACACCUUAUGAAUGCUGCAAGGAAAGGUGACUUAUCACCUACACAAGUGAAUAAGGCAAAAUCAGCAGCAAAAGGUAAGAAGAAGCAACAAAAAGAUAAUCUUGCAGCACCAAAAUCUGGGAUGCACACAAGGAGAACGCUAACUAAAUCCAACAAUCAGUAA
Molecule: messenger RNA, 1803 nt
Organism: Nicotiana tabacum (common tobacco)
Lineage: Eukaryota; Viridiplantae; Streptophyta; Magnoliopsida; Solanales; Solanaceae
Source: RefSeq, a predicted model, not a curated record